Molecule: messenger RNA, 624 nt
Organism: Penicillium waksmanii
Lineage: Eukaryota; Fungi; Ascomycota; Eurotiomycetes; Eurotiales; Aspergillaceae
Exons: 1
Coding region: 1-624 (207 amino acids)
Source: RefSeq, a predicted model, not a curated record
AUGGCGCUCGACGACAACCGCACCUUAACUCCUGGUGUCCUCAUCACGAAUGAUGGUCAUUUCCUCAACGGCUACAGCGAUUUAGUCCAGGAGCAUAGUACCAGGACAAUAGUGAUGCGUCGCUACAACAAGAGCUUGUUCAAUGUUGAAAACUCCACGGUUUUCAUCAACGUUCCAGAAGGCGUGCAGACCCAGGACUCUAACAGCUCAAGCCUCAACGAGGCAAAUGUGCAAGCGACUAUGGCUCUGGUGGACAAGCUUUUGAAUCAAUUCCAAGUGAACAAGAAAUUCAAGCGCAUUUUCAACGCCGGCGAUAUCUCCAUCCUGACCUUCUACUCAGCCCAGGAGGAACUGCACAGGAUCGCCAUGGCUGAACUGGACCACAAGGGACGAUAUGCCUUUAUGGACACCUUGUUCCAAAGCUGGUUGUCACUCAAUCUUCUUCUACGACCUUCCUUCAUUCGCAAGCACCUUGAGACCUGGGCCCAAGAGCGUGAGGAUCACACUUCCGAGGCCAACGCUGGGGGAGAGCUACCUAAUGCUCUAGCCGAGGAGGAUCAGACAAAGGCCCAGCGGGAAGAACACACUGCUUCCAACCUGAAAAAUGAACCGGAUGAUUGGUGA